Messenger RNA from Hippoglossus stenolepis (Pacific halibut), 1977 nucleotides. It is a transcript of the gene wipf3, whose product is annotated as WAS/WASL interacting protein family member 3. The record is from RefSeq and is a predicted model, not a curated record. The transcript is spliced from 8 exons. Gene Ontology annotation, molecular function: actin binding. NCBI's taxonomy places the organism in Eukaryota, Metazoa, Chordata, Actinopteri, Pleuronectiformes, Pleuronectidae.
AAUAAACCACUAUACAGCCCGAGCUGUAAAGAAUCCCAUUGUGCACAGCCGUUGCAUGUUACAAGUUGCAUGUUGCAUGUUGUCUGCCAUGUGCACACACGCUUUCUGAGCAUGUUGUGAAAUGAGUGCAGCAGCUCCUCGUGGUUUCGUUACUGGAGACGCGGUGUCCUCAUUUGACUAAAAAUAACUUGGGAACUGUCAUUGGCCCGAAGUGAGGAGCGCACCAUGAAGACUGGGAAGCUCUGAAGCUCUGCUCCCUGCAAACAGGUGGAUUACUGCUCAUUUCUGAAGGUAUAUCUGAGGCCCCCGGCAUGCCAGCACCACCUCCUCCCCCUCCGCCUCCCCCGGCACCACCUCCACCCCCACCGCCACCUGCCAGCAGCGGCCCGCCACAGUGUCUGUCCGAGCCUCCUAAGCUCCCGUCUGGAGGAGGAGGAGGUGGAAGGAAUGCCCUGUUGGCCGACAUCCAGAAUGGAGCCAGGCUCAAGAAAGUCACACAGGUCAAUGACCGCAGUGCCCCUGUUGUCGAUAAUAAUAAAACCAGCAGUGGAGAUGCAUCCAGCAGUGUCGGUGCCCCACAGGGUUCAUCAGGAGGGAUGACACCCGUGGGACCCUCUUUGGGUGGGCUAUUUGCUGGAGGGUUCCCCUCCCUCAGGCCUAUAGGACAGAGAGACUUGACAGUCAAGACCUCAGUGUCUCGAUCGAGCUCGUUAGCGUCCCUGAAGCCGCUGUGGAACGCACCCACGUCCGCAGACCCUGAGCCCCACAUGACGGCAGAGCCCCGCAUCUCCACCCACCGCGCACCCGCCCCCUCAUCCUCCGCUCCUCCCUCUCCCUCUCACGGCAGCAAGCACCCACCUCUUUUCCUGCUUCCUCCCCCCCUCUGAUUCCCCGGCCCCUCCCUCUGCUCCUCCCCACCGCCGCCACCUCAAGCCUUCCAGGACCGUCCAGCCAGCAGGCCACCGCCGCUCCCCUCCUGUCCUCCCCCUCCACCGCCAUCCCAGGUCACCAAGCCCACCUGGCUUCCGAUCCAGCACUCCCACCACGCUUCCAUCUCCCAGCCCUCUACUCCUCCUCCUCCUCCUCCUCCUUUCCAUCCUCCCUCCGCUGCCCCUGGGGACCGCUCCUCGGGAUGCUUCUACCCUCUGCUUCCCUCUCCAGUCCACUCCGAACCGUCGAGGUUCCCCAUCCUGCGGGACAGCCCUCUGGGACCUCCUCCCCCACCUCCUCCUCCGCCUCUCCCAUCUUCCUUUACCCCCACCUGCCCAACCAACCUCCCUCCACCGCCGCCAAAGAUGGCCCCAGUGCCCUCCCCAGCCAUGCGCUCACUGCCGCCGUCAUACCCCUGCAACGCUCCCACCCGACGGCCACCUGCUGUGCCCAGAAGUGCAGGUGCGGGUCGGCUGGCUCCUCCUCCAGCUCCUCCGGCACGUUCCCCGAACACGGAGCUGUCCACCCGCAUUCCUCCCCCUCCGCCACCGCCUCUCCUGCCCCCAUCCAGUCUCAGGAACGGACUCCUGCACAGCCUGGCUCUGGCAGAGGAUUUUGAAUCCAAGUUCCACUUCCACCCGGUAGAAGAUUUACCUCCUCCAGACGAGUUCAGGCCCUUCCCUCGGAUCUACCCCAGCAAAGAGAACAGAGUGAACCCCAAACCACCAAUGAUUAGGACACACCUCAGAUGAGUUCAGGCCCGUUCUUCAUCCCCCACACAGCAAAAAAAUAAAGACUCUGUUCCUCCUCCUCAUGACAAUAACACAAUUGCCAUGGACUUGUCUGGAUGCGAGCCCUGUGUGUGUUUUGUUUGCGUUCAGUAUGUUAGCAUGUGUGGAUGUGGUGAGUGUCAAACAGGCUCCAUGCCUUAUACUGACUAUGCGACCUUUGACCUUUUCCAGUGUGGAAUGUUUUGAAUCCGUGUGAGGAGGAGGGCACUCCCUACUUAUAAACUACACACACACACACACUAUACUCCAAGGACAG